This is a messenger RNA of Coregonus sp. 'balchen', 539 nucleotides long. The record is from the annotation of a GenBank genome assembly. Lineage: Eukaryota; Metazoa; Chordata; Actinopteri; Salmoniformes; Salmonidae.
GCGUGGAUACUGACGGGAGGCUUGCGUGAGGGUGUGGGGAGGUGUGUAGGGGAGGCGGUAAGGGACCAUGCCACCGCUGCCGCCUCUGUCUCCCUGACCAAGGUGGUGGCUCUGGGCAUCGCUCCCUGGGGCCUGGUCCACAACCGCCAGCAGCUGGUCAAUCCACAGGUAACGCACGCACGCACCCACGCUAUCGUGCCGAACCAAACUGUGCAAACUCAGAUAUUUCCUUUCCACAUUGUCGUUUUCAGUAUGGUUCCAGAAACUAUGGUAGAAAUUAUGGUGGAUGUCUUGGCUCGGUUUGGCUCAAUAGUAUGAAAAUCACUCACGUUCUGACCAUGUCUAGUUUCCCCCUCUCUCAGGGUAGCUUCCCUGCUAGGUACUACUUCCAGAACACGUCCCGUGACUCAUGCUGCCUGGACAACAACUACCAGGCCUUCCUUCUGGUGGAUGAUGGGAGUGUAGGCCGCAGAGGUGGCGAGGCAAGCUUCAGGGCCCGGCUGGAGGAUUACAUUUCCCAUCAGCGCACAGGCAUCUGG